AAUGGGCCAGUGCUGUCAUUCAGAACCAAAAAGAGAAGGAAAUGAGGUUGGAGAUAAGGUCACAGGGCAAGCCUUGUUUGACCAGAUUUUGCUUUUAGAAGAGGAUACAGAACUUCCAGGAUUCAAAGAGCUUGUUGGGGGUUGUAAAGAGGAGCUAGGAGAGGAUGAUGGGCUAUUGUUUCAUGAUCCCAGACAUAAAUCGGAGUUUGAUUUAGUGUGUCAAGGGUCACCUUCUGUUUCUCAAAAGAAGGUUCCUUUGAUAAGGAAAUCAAGCAUGUAUUACAAAAAGAUGAGAACUCCUAAAUGAAACAAGAAGACUGGCUCGAUGAAGCCUUUAGAUUUUUCAAAAAUAAUCAGUCCUCAGAGUACUCUGCCAUCAACUCUGGAGUCUUUCUCACAAUCGUGCAAGAGAAUCCAUUGAAGAAAAGUAUCAAAUUUUUCUCUUGAGUCUCCAAUACAAAAAUCUGGCUACAAAAACUGAGAUAGCCUUGGCCAGGUUAAUGAUCCAUCUUCAAGACCAAAAGUGUCCAAAAACUCGGAUAAAAAGCUAGACCUGCUCCUUACAGAAUGUCUUGAGGAGGAGAGUGUCUCUUCUGUCCAUAGCGUCAGUGAGGACUAGCCAUAUCGUAUCUUAAUUUUUACUUAGAAAUUCAUAAAUUCUCGACUUUGUAGCUUUACUUCUGAUUUUCCUGGACUGAAUAUAUUUUCUUUUUUGUGGCAGAAUGCAACUAGGCAAAAUCUCGAUACGUAGAGUUUUUGAUGAACCUAGACCUUGUAGAAUUGCUACCAUAUCAUUUACACUUGAGAUUUGAGAGACUGAAAUUAUGACUUUAUGCUCGAUCAAGGAAACAAUGGAUAUAAUAAAUUACUGGGUUAACCUAUACUGACAACCCUCAUGAAAUCAAGAAAAUUUACACACAAGGAAUGCUAAGGUCUUAGAAUAAAUAUUGCCACCUUUCAGGAGGUUUUUAAACAGGAUGUAAAGAUUCCUGAUUCCUAAACUGUAUGCUAGGUGCUCUGAAACUUCAUUAAAAUUUGCAGCCUGAGCAAAAC
This is a messenger RNA of Moneuplotes crassus, 1053 nucleotides long. The record is from the annotation of a GenBank genome assembly. Lineage: Eukaryota; Ciliophora; Spirotrichea; Euplotida; Euplotidae.